AUGUCUGUUCCAUCUGAUGAAACUUUGGGGGACCUGCCUGUGAGAGAUGUAGGUCUAACUCUCCCUGGAACUGGUGGAAUACAAGAAUCGUCGACGACACAGAAUGCAAGAGCUCGACAAGCUGUGUCACGAAUCAGUCGAGAGGAACUGGAAGACAAAUUUCUUCGUUUACGUGAUGAGAACAUCUUACUCAAACAGCAUGCAAAUAAGCAAGAGGACAAAAUUAAAAGAAUGGCCACCAAGUUAAUACGGCUUGUUAAUGACAAGAAGAAAGCUGAGCAGGUUGGUGGCGGCCCCAAGCGGCUGGGCCAGGCUGUGGAGCUGGAAGAAAUGAUUGAACGUUUGCAGGAGAGAGUGCGGGAGCUCGAGAAACAAAACGACAGCCUCCGCAGCAAGCUCAUUUUAACUAAACAGCAGCUCCAGUUUGUGGGCCACAGACCUUAUCCCUACAGCUAUGUUCAAUCUCGUAUCAACACUGGCCUCAAAAAAGUGAAUGAGGCCACUGGCAUGCCAGGGCAUGGAAAGAAAGGAAUGAGAUUUCAGGAUUUAGAAGUGCGAUCACCUAACCCUGUGGUCCCAGUUGACAGACAGAGUCCACUUGAGGAUGCAAGAGCUGAAAUAAGAAAUUUGGAGACUGUGAUUGAGUCCCAGAGGGAACACAUUGAGGAACUAGAACAUACCAGAGACAUACUUGUGAGUCAGCUAAGCAGGAAGGAAAAGGAAAUUGAAGAAUCUGUCCUACAGCUGAAAGAGCAAGACACAACAAGCCGAAGGCUAAACAUUCGAGACAAUGUGGAAAUGAUCAAGGUCCGAAAACAGCUGGCUGAGAAAAGCAAUGCUCUUUCAGCAAUGAAAGGAAAAUUUCUCCAGCUUCAAGAGAACCAAAAGAACCUGAAGACCAGCCAUGAUGCUUUAAUAGCAAAAUGUGAUGAACUGAAUCAGCAGCUUGAAGAAGAACGAUUAAAGUGUCUCCAUCUUCAGAAAGAACUGCAGUUAAUACCUAUUUCAAACCAAAGGACAGAGGAGCUGCAGGAAAGAAUAAGUCGUCUAGAAAAAGAGAAGGAACUCUUGAAGCAAGACUAUGACAAGAUGUGCAAUAGUGUCUCCAGUAUGACCCAUGAACAGCAGUGGAAAUUAAAGGAACAGCAGCUGAAACUGCAAAUUACUAAACUAGAGACUGCUAUCGAAUCUGAUUUAGCAGACAAAAAUGAAAUCCUUGACAAGUUCAAAGCAGAAAGAGACCAAAAGGAAAAGCUGAUGCAAGAGAAUAAAGACCUGCAGUUAUGCUACCAGAAGCAUAAGCAACAACUAGAUGAACUGAAAAAUCAUGUGAAGUUUCUGACCAAGGAAAGUGAUAUUGAUGUGGCAGAACUCAAUGAAGCCCACUUACUUGUAAAGGUUCAAAAGCAACAGCAGAAUGAAGACCUUAUGUUUUUGGAGAAAGUAGAAGAUGAUGUCCCUAAAGAUUUACAACGCUCCAUGCAGGAACUGCAGUUAACACAUGCAGGAACAGUGCAGGAACUUGAAAAGACCAGGAACAUGUUAAUUGUGCAGCACAAAAUUAACAGAGAUUACCAGACCGAAGUGGAAGCAGUGACACGAAAGAUGGAAAGUCUACAGAAAGACUAUGACUUAAAAAUGGAACAGUCUGCCCAUCUUCUUGAUAUUAGAGCUGCACGUAUCAGAAAACUAGAAGCCCAACUAAGAGAUAUUGUCUAUGGUACAAUACCACAUAAAUCCAAGCCAGAAAUAUUGCCAGGUGAUCCAGUGGAUGAAUUUAAUGAAACUGUGCAAUUAGAAAGAGGGGAGAACCUUUUUGAAAUUCACAUCAGCAAAGUAAUCUUCUCUGCUGGAGCUAUAAAUGCUUUUGGUGACCAUGAACCCUCAACUUUUUGUACUUAUGGAUUCUAUGACUUCGAACUUCAGACAACCCCAGUAGUUUCUGGGCACACCCCAUCAUACAAUUUCACUUCUCAGUAUUUUGUGCUUGCUGAUGACAACUUUUUGCACUAUAUACAGCAAAACAGUAUCACACUUGAAGUUCAUCACGCAUAUGGCAUCGAUUAUGAAACAGUUGCUACAUGUGAACUGAAGUUCCAUGAAAUUUUGGAAAACAGUGGGAAGAUCUACAGAACAGCAAAUUUAGUUGGAAUCAAAGGAAACAUUCAAAAUUACGGCACUGUAGAAUACUGGAUCAGGUUACGAGUUCCUAUGGAUCAAGCUAUUAGACUCUACAAAGAGAGGUCAAAGGCUCUGGGGUAUAUAACAUCCAGUUUUAGGGAACGUGAACAACGAUCCCAGCAGCAGAUACUCAGAACUGCCCAAGUCAGCACUUCAACAGAUGGCAAUUUAAAUGAACUUCACAUUACAGUAAAAUGUUGUAACAACCUACAAGCCCGAAAAAAACAUCUUCAGCCAGAUCCUUACGUUGUCUACAAGUUCUUCGAUUUUGCAGAUCAUGAUACUCCCAUCAUUUCUAGCAGCAACAAUCCACAAAUAGAUGACCAUAUGUGUUUCCAAGUGCCAAUGAAUGCAGAUUUGGAUCGAUACCUAAAAUCAGAAUCCUUAACCUUUUAUGUAUUUGAUGAUGGUGAAAUGGAAGAAGGUGUUUAUGUAGGGAAAGCCAGUGUGCCUCUUAUUUCUUUAGCACAUGACAAAUCUAUCUCAGGUACUUUUGAACUAAUAGAUUCUGAAAGACAUGCUGCUGGCACCAUCACAGUUGAAUUAAAAUGGAAUUUUGUCUACCUACCACCAAGGGGAUCAACAAUGGCUGCAGACUUAGCAAAUUUAAUUCAAAAUGAGAAAUCAAUGGCAAUUAAAUUACUAGCAGAAGAAAAAACCCAGACUCCAGACCUGUUGCCUUCCUUUACUUCAUUAGUGACAAAGCCAACACCCAAACCAAGGCAGCGUGCAGCUCAAGCAGACAAGAAAGUAUCUUUUCAGGAUCUUACUACAAUACAGGUGGACUCUGUUGUUGAAAAUAAUAUGGAGCUUGCAGAGAAGAUGAAGGCUUCAGAAAUUCCAAGUGUUUCAGAGGUUAAACCAGAAAGUCUGGCAGAUGAUAAGGUGGAAGAGAUGGCUGAAGAAAUUCAACAGGAAAAGGAAGACCUGUCACAUCUGUCAGAGGGGCAGUUGGCUGACCAGAGCUCAAUUACCUCUGGAGAUGAGACAGAAAUAGCUGAAGAAUUGGAACCAGAAGCUGGUCAAGAUGAUAGACAAGAAAGUGAUGCAAUUGAAUCAGUAAUAACUGACAGUGAUGACUGUAUUGUUUCAAGUCCAGUAUCCAAGAAUAUUAUAAAGGCAACUGAAAAAAUUCGGAUUGAAAUUAUAUCGCUCUGUCUUACUGAGUCUCAAAUCACAUCAGAUGAAACUAUACAGCAGCUGUUUGUAGAAUGCAGAUUAUACAAUUUCCUUGCAGAGGAAACCCCACUGUCACUACCCAAACCAACAAGUGGUCAGAGGAUUCACUUUAACUAUAGCACUGUGAUACAUGUGGAUAUGGCAAAUAAUCGUGCAAGAAGAGAGUAUCUCAAGUCUAUGCUUCUAAAGCCAAAUCUGCAUACUGACAGCCUACAAUUUACAGUGGUCAGUGAUCCCCCAGAAGAUGAACAGGAUCUUGAAUGUGAAGAUAUUGGAUUUGCUUAUGUCAGUUUGAGAGAGAUACUCCAGAAGCAGAGAGACAUCAUUGAGCAAGAUAUUGAAGUUUUCGAUUCACAAGAUGAUAGUGCAGUAAUUGGAAAGCUCAAAGUAACAGUGGAAGCCCUCCAUGCGCUGCAUUCAGUCUAUGAGGAAUGCAAAGAUGACUAG
Indicator indicator is the source of this 3807-nucleotide messenger RNA. It is a transcript of the gene RPGRIP1L, whose product is annotated as RPGRIP1 like. Gene Ontology annotation, molecular function: thromboxane A2 receptor binding. Bases 1 to 3807 code for a protein of 1268 amino acids. Gene Ontology annotation, biological process: non-motile cilium assembly; retinal rod cell development. Lineage: Eukaryota; Metazoa; Chordata; Aves; Piciformes; Indicatoridae. The record is from RefSeq and is a predicted model, not a curated record. Gene Ontology annotation, cellular component: photoreceptor connecting cilium. The transcript has 26 exons.